Sphaeramia orbicularis (orbiculate cardinalfish) is the source of this 1207-nucleotide messenger RNA. RefSeq names its product dynein, light chain, LC8-type 2b (gene dynll2b). Gene Ontology annotation, biological process: microtubule-based process. Lineage: Eukaryota; Metazoa; Chordata; Actinopteri; Kurtiformes; Apogonidae. Gene Ontology annotation, molecular function: dynein intermediate chain binding. The transcript is spliced from 3 exons. Gene Ontology annotation, cellular component: cytoplasmic dynein complex. The coding region runs from base 138 to 407 and encodes 89 amino acids. The record is from RefSeq and is a predicted model, not a curated record.
AGAGUGGUUAUGAUGUGGAGGGCGGAGCUAGGACACAGCUCUUUCUUUAAUAAAUUAGUGUUGAAGCGGGAGGGCACGUCUGGUUAUCCACAGCUGCAGAUACUGAAACUGAAGCAAGACAAGCUAUAAAAGUCAUCAUGUCGGAGAAGAAGGCAGUGAUAAAGAAUGCAGACAUGUCUGAUGAAAUGCAACAGGAUGCAGUGGACUGUGCCAUGCAAGCCUUAGAAAAGUACAACAUUGAGAAGGAUAUUGCAGCCUAUGUUAAAAAGGAAUUUGACAAAAAGUAUAACCCUACAUGGCACUGCAUCGUUGGAAGAAAUUUUGGCAGCUAUGUGACGCAUGAGACCAAACACUUCAUCUACUUUUACCUGGGUCAAGUGGCCAUUCUGCUCUUUAAGUCGGGCUGAAAUCUGAACAUGUCCACCCCAGCUGCCCUGAAAACUAGUUUGAGUUCAGUCCUUAAUUCUGCGGUGCCACAUCGACACAUACUACAGCGUCUGUGCACACAUGCCUACCUCCUGCUUGCUUCAGUCUGGUAAACUUGUAACCAACAUCACUACUAUUGGUGGAUGGUGCUGUGCUUGUGUCUGGACUGACGUACUGACAAAUCAGGAUCUCCAUCAAGAAAGACUGCAUUCCACUUCUCCACGUGCCAGCUCGUAAUUUGUAUGUUUCAUCAUCUGACAGACUCUGACUCCAAAUUUCUAGAUGUCAUUUAGCUGUACAUAAUUUCAUUUUUAAUAACUUACUUUCUUUGAAUGUAAGCAAUGAGAAGUUUUUGUUAAACUGCCUUAAUUUUCACUAUUACCUGAGACUUAAAAAAAACAAAAAAAAAAAAAAAACAUUGCUUACAUUUGCAUGCCAAGAGAUAUAUGCUUUAAACAUUCCCAUUGCCACUUCAGUUGUAAAUAUUUCUACAAAAUUAAUGCUAUAUGCUAUUGGGAUCUAAGUUAGUGUGCCAUCCAGUUUUGCCAUAUGCUGAGACAUUAACUGCUGUUGCAUGUCUUUAAUUUAGUUUGAUGUGAAAAAUGUUUUGACUGUGUUGAAUGUUGGUAUUGUUUGGACAACCAAACAACUUGGAUUAUUUUCAGAAUCUUGUUGUCAUACAAUGUUAAUUUUUGAAAACAUGUUGACAUUUGGCACAUGAUGUAACACCAUGUCUUAAACUUUUUCCAAAAAAUAAUAAAACCUGAUAAACUGAGGACAA